Messenger RNA from Amorphotheca resinae ATCC 22711, 1365 nucleotides. RefSeq lists its product as hypothetical. The coding region runs from base 1 to 1365 and encodes 454 amino acids. The transcript is spliced from 3 exons. NCBI's taxonomy places the organism in Eukaryota, Fungi, Ascomycota, Leotiomycetes, Helotiales, Amorphothecaceae. Gene Ontology annotation, molecular function: RNA binding. The record is from RefSeq and is a predicted model, not a curated record.
AUGUUCAUUGGUGGUCUGAACUGGGAGACAACUGAUCAAUCACUCAAAGAGUAUUUCUCGCAGUUUGGCGAGGUCCUAGAGUGCACUGUUAUGAGGGAUGGUGCUUCUGGUCGAUCUCGAGGUUUUGGCUUCCUCACCUUCAAGGAUGCACGAACUGUCAACAUUGUGAUGGUAAAGGAGCAUUAUCUUGAUGGAAAAAUUAUCGAUCCAAAGCGUGCGAUUCCGCGAGAUGAGCAAGAGCGUACGAGUAAGAUCUUCGUCGGUGGUGUAUCACAAGAGGCUACCGAGCAAGAUUUCAAGGAGUACUUUAUGCAAUUCGGUCGUGUUGUCGAUGCCACUUUGAUGAUGGACAAAGACACCGGGAGACCACGCGGUUUCGGAUUCGUCACAUUCGAUAGUGAGGCAGCUGUCGAUGCUUGCUUAGAAAUUCCCCUUGAGAUUCACGGCAAGCCGAUCGAGGUCAAGAAGGCUCAGCCCCGAGGCAACAUGCGGGAGGAGGAGGAGGCGCGCGGCGGUGCUCGAGGAGGCCGUUGGAAGAAGGGGGCUGAAGAUAACCAAGUCAGUCAGAAUCAGCAAGCGCAGAGUGGGAAUCAGAUGGCUCCUGGUGGGAUGACCCCUCAAUUAAUGGCACAGUACUGGCAACGUAUGCAGCAGUACUUCCUUAUGAUGCAGCAGCAGAUGGCUAUGGGACGCGGUAUGCCUACUCCAAUGGCGGGUAUGAACCCAGCCAUGAUGCAACAGAUGGCUCAGAUGCAGCAAAUGCAAGCAAUGCAGCAGCAGAUGCAAGGAAACCGAAGCCAGAGUCCCCAGAGCCCUGGAAAUGCGAUGGGUGGUAUGCAAGGCAUGAACCCGGCGAUGAUGCAGCAGAUGCAACAAAUGCAACAAAUGCAAAUGCAGGGCGGCAUGGGCGGUGGUGCCGGUAUGGGAGGUGGAUUUGCUGGAAGUGGAGGAAGCAAUCCCGGUGGACGAGUUGGCACGCCGGGCUACAAUGCCUACGAGCAACAGAUGUUCGAGCAGCAGAAGUACGAGCAGCAACAGAUGCGACGAGCCACACGCGAGCAGUCCCAGUACUCGCAAGGUGGAUAUGGUAUGAGUGGCAGUGGAGGACCGACUUCUUGGGAGGGCAUGUAUGAUGAUGUUCCGCAACCUAACGUUGCUCCCACUACCGGUGGGGGUGGGGGUGGUGGUGGACGUGGUGGGUUCCAGAAGGGCGGAAGCAACAGAGGCUCAGCACCACCAGACCCUGCGAAGGCACCACCAGCCAACGCUCCAACGGGACCUAAGAAUGCCGGAAAGCCCGGUGCGAAUUAUCGUGGUGGAGGCCGGGGUGGUCAACGAGGCUUCCAUCCAUAUGCCCGGGGCUAA